Podarcis raffonei (Aeolian wall lizard) is the source of this 4132-nucleotide messenger RNA. It is a transcript of the gene SLC60A2, whose product is annotated as major facilitator superfamily domain containing 4B. The transcript has 4 exons. The record is from RefSeq and is a predicted model, not a curated record. The coding region runs from base 72 to 1907 and encodes 611 amino acids. NCBI's taxonomy places the organism in Eukaryota, Metazoa, Chordata, Lepidosauria, Squamata, Lacertidae. Gene Ontology annotation, biological process: transmembrane transport.
CAUGCGGAAGCCACGUGUGCGUCGCGAGGUCACGUGGCCCGGCGCUGCCGUAGCGGCUCCCGGCUGUAGGGAUGGCGGGCGCUGCCGAGAGGAAGAAGCAGGUUCGCUUCGCUCGUCUGGAGGAGGAGGAUGAAGGCGGAGGAGGAGGAGGAAGCCGCCGCGAGGCAGAGAGUGAGUCGAUGGCAGCGGCAGGAGGGGCGUCUUCGGAGGAGCCACUCGGGGGCUCUGCUGCGCGGCUCGCCCUUCAGCCGCUGGUCGUGGUGGCCGAGGGCGACCGAAGAAGCCGGUCUGGAGGCGGCGGCGGCGAAAGCGCCGCAAAGCGGGAAGCGGCUGUGGCGGCGGCUCCGCGGCGGGCGCUGAAAUGGUGCACUUCGGCGGCUCUUUGCGCCGCUUUCCUGGGCCUGGGUAUGGCCAUUGCUAUCCUAGGGCCCACAUUUGAAGACCUGGCUGCAAAUGUGAACAAAAAUGUCAGUCAAAUUUCUUAUAUUUUUGUGGGCCGUUCAUCGGGGUACUUUGGUGGUUCUCUGAUUGGUGGUAUACUUUUUGAUUGCAUGAAUGCCCAACUUCUCUUGGGAUUUUCUAUGCUGGGUACAGCUCUGGGUCUUUAUGUCAUCCCCUGGUGCAAUAAAGCACUUCUGUUAACAUUCAUGAUGUCUGUCAUUGGGUUUGCAAUGGGAGUCCUUGAUACAGGUGGCAAUGUUCUUGCCUUGGACACAUGGGGAGAAGAAGCCGGUCCGCAUAUGCAGGCCUUACACUUCAGUUUUGCUCUGGGUGCUUUUGUGGCUCCCAUCCUGGCCAAGAUGGCGCUCGGUGGCUCCGCUGUUGGUUCUCCGGUUCUGUUGGGUGGUAAUGUUGACAAUCAGUCUGCCGUGAAUUCUUUUCCUGCUGCUACACCAGUCCUGAAACUGCAUUUAAGCUUGAACUUUAUGUGGUCUUAUGUUGUUAUAGGCAGUUAUCUUUUGUUUGUUGCAUUGUUUUUCCUUGUUUUGUGUUUGAAGAGCAGUCCCGUCCGCGACAGGACAAAGGUUUCCACACAGAAAUACCAGGUUGCUAAAUACCACCGUGCCGUCAUAUGUCUCCUCUCUGUGUUCUUUUUCUGGUAUGUAGGGGCAGAGGUCACUUACGGUUCUUACAUUUUUACUUAUGCAAAAACCUUCGCUGCCAUGAAGGAACAUGAAGCAGCUGGGUUGAAUUCCCUCUUUUGGGGAUCAUUUGCAGCUUGCAGAGGACUGGCAAUUUGUUUUGCUGCUUGCUCUUACCCUGGAACUAUGAUCCUUCUGAGUAUCAUAGGCUCCACUCUGUCAUGCCUAUUCCUGGCACUGUUCAGUACAUACCCAGUCUCUCUGUGGCUUGGCUCUGCAGUAUAUGGAGCAUCCAUGGCGACUAUCUUCCCUAGCGGCAUUUCCUGGAUUGAGCAGUAUACAACCAUCCAUGGGAAAUCUGCAGCAUUAUUUGUAAUGGGUGCAGCUCUGGGGGAAAUGUGUAUUCCUGCAGUGGUUGGCUACCUUCAAGGACAUUUCCCUGCUGUCCCUGUGCUCAUGUAUUCUGCGUUGGGAGCAGCAGCCAUGACAUCAGUGCUGUUCCCCGUGAUGUAUAAAUUAGCUACAUCACCCUUCGAUGCUAAACUGAAGGAUGCUGGGGAUGGUGAGCUCCAGGAAGCCUUAUUGUCCCAUUCUCAUCUUGAGGAUGAUGACGACGACGACGGCAGAGAAUGGAAUGAAGUAGACUUUGAAGUAAUUGAGAUGAAUGACACUAUGAGGAACUCUGUCAUUGAAACAUCCAAGAAGAUCGAAGGGGAAUCGACACCUGCCACCUCUGGUCACCCUUCUUCAAGAAACAUUUUUAAUUCUUCUCCUCGGCUUACUGUCGGCUCCCCAAAACAAAAGAAUUCUAGUAAGAAUGACUAAGCCUCUCUUGCUUUAAGAACAAGAGGUUCACCAAACACUUCAUUAAAGUGGUAAGAAGCUUGGUUAAAUCCCAGUUAAAGUUGGUUUUUGGUAUAAAUGUGUGUUUGCAGGUACCAAAAAGGGAUGAUGUGGUGGAGCCAUUUAUGUGAGUGUGAUGGUAGUAGAAAAAGAAAACAAAAGCCAGGUUUUCAUAAAUCCAUAUUCUAGUGGUUCUUUAGUCAGAUGGUGAGCUUACACCUGGGAAGCGUAGUAAAAUAAUCAUGACUGUCUUGAUUCAUAUCUGAUUUCUAUACUGAACAUUGUAAGCAAGCUUUGACCAAAGGGGGUUGCAUUUCAUUUGAACCAUGGUGUGAUACUUAACGAGGUACCUUGUGAGGGCACCAGGGGUAGUCCUCAUUCUGUAAAUAGUUAUCGCUUGUGUUCCUAAGAUGUUGAUGCCAAGAUUUACUCUAAUAACAAAUAUAUUUUUUAAAAAGUGAAAAAGUUUUUUUGCGGGUUUUGAAUAGUUGUAUCUGAUUUUUGAAAAGCAGAAGUAAUCACAUUAUGAAAAUAUUCAAUUCUUUAGUACUUACAUUAUUGGUACAGGCAGUUUUUAAUUUGUGUGGAGGUUAUGUUCCGGACUCCUGUGCACAUCAAUGGAGCACGCGUAAGCCUGUUCUGCUCCCGCCCCACUCCUUUUCGUGACAUCUUUAUGUUUGUGGGCUACUUUAGGUUCAGGGCCAUGUGGGUGAUUGUGCGUCUUUCAGACAAUCCUAAAUUGAUCGUUGCCUGUACUUUCUCUGGGAGCAAGCUAAAACCCAGGCACAUGUAUUUCCCUUUAUGCAUGAGUAAGCCCUAGCCAUCCUAUUUCCACUAACAGAACUUACAAGUCAUAUCAUUUUAUUUUAUUUUACUGAAAAGCACAUGGCAACAGCAAUUUGCUAGGUUACUGUAGAAGGGAAAUGCUGUAAUCUGUAAUGGCACUUCAUCCAGAUCCUUACCCUCAAUAAUGCCACUUGGUAGAGGUGUUCUUUCUAGAACAUGCAGAAUGUGGUUUAAAGAACACAACAUUGCAAGCACUACUAGAAGAGCACAGGUUGUGCUUUCUUCCCCCACUCCAAUCCAGGCAUAAGUUCUCAACUUAUUAAUUAGUGUACAGACUGUCCAUACAUAAGAAAUGCUCUUUUGUAACUGCUGUAUAAUUGGAAUGGCAUUAUUUAUGACUGUACAAUUAAAUGGCAAGAUUCUGUGGUAUGUGGUUUGUUCAUGGUGAAACAGAGGAAUUGUGGACUGGAACUUGGGAAAGCUAGCAUUUUGGCUGUAGACAAUGAAGCUACCUCAGUGGGAUGAUUUUUAAUAUUAAAAGCUGAAUAAGUGAAGUCUUUUAAAAACUAAGCAUUAAUAUGCAAUAAAUUGCGAUUAGACUGAAUUUGUACACUGUUUCACAAUUAGAAAUAUUACAAAUGUAAAAGCCAGAGUUAAUUGUUUCCAUUAACUGAAUCUCAUUAGUAAAUUUCUUAACCGUUGGAACUGCCUGAAGUGUGUAUAUCCAGCUUAUAGUUGCCUGUAAGAACUAGGAUCCAAAAUACUACUUUAGGCAUGCAUAGAGGAUUGAAUAUGCCCAGGGGAUUGUCCCCCCGCCCCCAUUUUGAAUGGUGCAGGUCAUUGCCAUAACAAGAACAGAUUUUCCAUGCACUAUGAAAAGCUGUUGUUGCUGAAUUACAGUUUCAGAGUUUCUCUGAAGCCGAAGCCAUGUGGUUGUGUGGUAGCCUUUUCAUUGAUGAAAAUCGCUUCCGGUUGUUGGGUAAAAUCAAAUCAAGAGCAUGGUAAUAGUUUAUGUUUUUCAAGAAUUUGUGCUGAAUUGUGGGUGUUGGGUAUUACAAGGUCGCAUUAAGGAUUCUUGCUCUUCCUUGGGGUUCUAGGUAUUGUAAAUACUGUAACUCCAAACUCAGUAUUUACUUGAGGAAUCGGGUCCUUUCCUAUAAUGCAAAUGUUAUUCCUGGUAUAUUUGUGAUUGUUUUGUAUGAAAUAGACAUUUUGAUAACUUGUUUUAACUCACAUCAAUGCUACAUUUGCCUUAAAUGUUAUAGCUCUUAUUUGGGUAUGAUUAUUAGUUUUUCUCAAGUGUGUGUCUAUUGGUAAGGUAAUUUUGUAAUGUAAAUGCAGCUAGGGAGUUAAUUGCUUGUGUUUACAGGGGUAUUGGGAAGUGUGAUAUUUUCUUGAAUAAAAAUUAUUUAUUUACCAAA